Purpureocillium takamizusanense is the source of this 3355-nucleotide messenger RNA. It is a transcript of the gene GSH1, whose product is annotated as Glutamate--cysteine ligase. The record is from RefSeq and is a predicted model, not a curated record. Lineage: Eukaryota; Fungi; Ascomycota; Sordariomycetes; Hypocreales; Ophiocordycipitaceae. Gene Ontology annotation, biological process: glutathione biosynthetic process. Bases 407 to 2587 code for a protein of 726 amino acids. The transcript has 7 exons. Gene Ontology annotation, cellular component: glutamate-cysteine ligase complex. Gene Ontology annotation, molecular function: glutamate-cysteine ligase activity.
AGUAGUUCCCACCGCCCCUGCCUCCACAACUCCCAGUUGAUCCGAGAUCGCAUCGCGCCGCAUCGCAUCUAGAGCCUGUCCUGUCGAAGAACGCUCUCGUCUCCCGGUGACUGCAGCAAACUCAAUUCGCAUUGGGGGUGCUAUGGGAGCUUAACACCCGACACGCCUUCUCCCCCCCCCCCCGCCAACUUCCCGAGCGUCGGCCUGUCGGAGUUGCGGGGCACCCGUUUCCCUUCUGCUUCCCCUCCACAUCAAGGCCGCUCUCACUCUCCAACAUCGCCCGCGACGUGCGCUUCCUCUCCUUUGCCUUGCCACGCUGCUCCUGGAUACGUACAUACUCCCGGACUCGUCCGUCGCCCAUUCAUCCGCAGCCACAGAGAGAUAGGCGGGCUAGACAUUGCCCAUCAUGGGUCUCCUUGCGCUCGGAACCGCGCUCGAAUGGCCCGAGGCGAAGAAGCGCGCCCACCAAGUGAGGGAAUGGGGCAUUAAGCAACUGCUCGAGAUCUGGAACAAGGCAAAGGGCAAGGAGCGGGAUGCCCUACUCUGGGGCGAUGAGGUCGAGUACUUGGUCGUCACCUAUACCAAGGACGAACAAAAGGUCCUCUUGUCUUUGCGCCAGGCCGAGAUCCUCAAAGCUCUUGCCACCGAUACAGAACUGGCCAAGGACGGCUGCUGCGUGCCCGCCCUGCAGGAUGAUGAGCCCGCGGCCAAACCCAAAACAGGCUCCCUCCCCGUCUUUCACCCCGAAUUCGGAAGGUUCAUGCUCGAAGCCACCCCCGGGAAGCCAUGGGGCAUCGGCUUCAGGGAGCUGCUCGAUGUUGAGCCCGACAUGAAGCUCCGGCGAAAGAUUGCCAAGGAGCAUAUGCUGUCCAGCGAGUAUCCUAUCACGCUGACCACCUUCCCGCGCAUCGGAAGCCCCGGCCAGUUCACGUUUCCCUACUACCCGCCCUCGGGACCCAGGUUGCGCUCCCAGUUCGUCCCAGAUGAGAUCGCCAACCCCCAUAUCCGCUUUCCCACCUUGGCCGCAAACAUCCGAUGGCGCCGGGGCCGCAAGGUCCAGGUCAAUGUGCCCGUCUUUCAUGAUACCAACACGCCGAGGCCCUGGGUAGACCCCACGGUCAACCGCGACCUGCACAACUGGCCCGAGGACGACGACGAGCGCAACGGCGCCGCCCCCGACGACUACAUCCACAUGGACGCCAUGGCCUUUGGCAUGGGUAGCUGCUGCCUUCAGAUUACGUUCCAAGCCAAGAACAUCACCGAGGGCCGGCAACUGUACGAUCAGUUGAGCCCCCUGGGCCCAAUCAUGCUGGCUCUGACCGCAGCCACACCCAUCUACAAAGGGUUCCUGGCCAAUACCGACGUGCGGUGGAAUCAGAUCAGCAGAGCUGUCGACUGCAGAACCCCCGAAGAGUUGGGCGAAAAGCCCCUGAAAAAUGACCGAUGGAGGAUCCCCAAGUCUCGCUACGCAUCCAACUCGACCUACAUCUCCACCGAUCCACGUCUCAGGCCCGAGUACAUGGAUCCAGAUCUCGUCAUCGACCCGGAAAUCAAGGCCAAGCUCGUCGAGGGCGGGAUGGAUGACCUGCUCGCCACACACUUUGCACACCUAUUCAUCAGAGAUCCCAUUGUCAUCUUCGAGGAGGACCUCCAGGAGCUGGACCUGAACAAGACGGAUCACUUCGAGAACAUCCAGUCGACGAAUUGGCAGCACAUGCGGUUCAAGCCACCGCCUGCGGAGAACAACAUCGGCUGGAGAGUCGAGUUCCGACCCAUGGAGAUCCAGGUCACCGACUUUGAGAACGCCGCCUUCUCCGUCUUCAUGGUGCUCGUCACGCGGGCUAUCCUGUCCUUUGAUCUCAACUUCUACAUCCCCAUCAAAAAGGUCGACGACAACAUGGAGCGCGCCCACGCCGUCGACGCCGUCCUGAAGGAAAAGUUUUACUUCCGAAAGAACCCCUUCCCACUGCGGCCCUCGCGCGCCAACACCGUCUUCGGCGACGAGUCUCGGCCAGGCUCCGCCAUGCCCAGCCGACCUGGCUCUCCCGGCCUGCCCAUCGACGAGGAGUACGAGGAGAUGACCAUCGACGAGAUUGUCAACGGCUCUCCCACGGGCGACUUUCCCGGCCUUAUCCCAAUCGUCGAGAGCUACCUGGACAGUGUCAACGUCGACGUCGAAACGCGGUGCCAGCUCGCCACGUACCUGAGCCUUAUCAGCAAGCGCGCCAGCGGCGAGCUCGACACGGCGGCGCGCUGGAUUCGCAACUUUGUCGACGCUCACCCGGCGUACAACCAUGACAGCGUAGUCGACGAGGCCAUCACCCACGACCUCAUCGGCGCCGUCAUCGCCGUCGGCGAGCGCGAGGCCGCUGGCCAGAACUUUGCCGGCCUCGGCAUCCACGGGCUCCCGAGGCUGCUGGGGCGUUUUCGCGGCGGCUGUGGGCAGGACGGGCCCAAUGGGGAUAUCAACGGCGUGAGCGACGAUGUUGCCAACGAUGCUGAUGCCGAUCGCGAGAACGGCGGUUCUCGCAAGCGCAAGAGCGACUGGCUCGACGGAGACGCCGCCCAUCCGGGGUCGUCGUCGUGAGCGAGACCCGAGUACGACGACGGAGGAGCUGUAGUUGAAGAACACACAACAUGAGCCCGCAACGGGACCGUGAAGGAGGGAGCCCAAAGCGCUCCGCUCAAUCGCCACGUGCCGAUGCGCCUCCCCCCUCCUGUUGAUCUUGGCACGGGGACAUGCUUUUGCAAUGCGCCUAUAUGCCCGGUGUACAUGGCCACUGAAUGGACGCCCCCUUUGUCCUCGCCCUUGGGGAUACUCACAGUGCCAACUUGGAGCUCGGGGUCGUUCGACUCAAAAAGCUGCCGGUAGUGGGCUGUCCAAAGGCUGUAGAGGACCGAUCCGCGGGCUCGAUGCACCCGUAUCAUGGCCGUCAAGCGAAGCGCUGGCUGGGCGCGAGGAGGAGGAGGGGACCAGCUGGUUGGGACGCGGCUGAUCGAGGCAACUCGCCUGCGUGCUCUACAUUGCAGGCCGCACAACAGCGGCGAGACAUGACUCCAUAGUCGUCGGCACGUCCUUUUUUAUUUGAGUUGUUUCUUGUUCUUUUUCCUCCCCCCCCCCCGUGGUGCAUGUGUUUGAAGAAACCCAAAAAAAAGGGGGGGGGGGGGGGGGUUAACCCAGGGUAGGACACAAGGAACAAGCAGGCAGGGGUGAGCCAGCGAUGCAGUUGCAUGGCAAAGUGCCCCAGGCCUUCGAGUUCGGGCGCUUAAUCUAUGAGACCACCGUAAACGACAUAUGUUUUUGGUCCAAGCGUAAAUGACGUCCAGCACGUGUACAUACAGACAACGCAGAAGA